AUGCGUUUCUUUGCCCUCGCCAGCCUCGUCGCCGUUGCUGCCGCACUCCCUGCGGCUCUCGCUCCCGCCGAGCAGAGCACCGACCUGACUAGCCGCAGCGAGUCUUUCACCGCUCCGGCCAUCGUACUCGAACGCGCUGCCGGCGGCAACCCCGUCGACCUUACCUACUCCUGGCCGGCCGAUACCAUUUCCUGGAUCGGCCUUGACGUCCAGUUCCAGGCCACCAACCUCGGCAAUGGCAAGUACAGCUUCGAAUUCUGGAACAGCGGCCCCGCCAAUGGCGGCUCCUGGAACUUCCGUGUCUCCAACGCUGGCAAUACCCUGGGACAGAAGGAUGUCGCCCCCGCCUCCCACGCGACCAUCGAGGUCCAGCAGACGGGUUCCAACUUCAACAUCUACAUUCAGAGCGUUUAA
Messenger RNA from Colletotrichum orchidophilum, 414 nucleotides. RefSeq lists its product as uncharacterized. The coding region runs from base 1 to 414 and encodes 137 amino acids. The record is from RefSeq and is a predicted model, not a curated record. The transcript has a single exon. NCBI's taxonomy places the organism in Eukaryota, Fungi, Ascomycota, Sordariomycetes, Glomerellales, Glomerellaceae.